CAUCAUGGCGAGCAUGCGGGCGCUGACUGCGUGCGGGCUGCUGCUGGCCUUCUGCGCGCUGGCACUGCUCGCCAUAGCCAUAAGCACGGAUUACUGGUACGAGACGGAUGCUCGGCGUCACCGGGAACGCUGCAAGAAAUACGCGGGUAAGAGAAUCGACCCAGGCUUUAUCUACAUCUAUAACCAGAACCUGCCGCUCCGCAUGCUGCCCAGGAUCAUGCCCAGAGAGAGGCGCGACCUGCUGCCCCUAUCAUCGGCUAUGGAGUCGCGCUGCAGCCGCAGGUUCAACUCGACUGCCACCGGCCUGUGGAGGAAAUGCCACCGAGAGGGCUUCGAUCAGGAAAACGAGGAGCUCAUCUUUAAAGGUCUACUUCAGCGCUGCACUCCGGUGAAAUAUUACUAUUCCUCGUCCAAUGUUCCACGCAAUCUCCCAGAGAACAUAACAAAGACAAUACGACAAGACGAGUGGCACGCUCUCCAUUUGCAGAGGAUGACCGCAGGGUUUAUUGGCAUGGCAGUGUCCAUCAUCCUGUUCGGCUGGUUUAUUGGAGUAUUGGGCUGCUGUAAGCACAAUGAGCUGAUGCAGUAUGUGGCAGGUCUGCUCUUUCUAAUGGGAGGGACCUGCUGUAUCAUCUCUCUGUGCACAUGUGUGGCUGGGAUAAACUUCGAGCUCUCCCGCUACCCACGCUACCUGUAUGGGCUGCCGGAGGACAUCGGUCAUGGAUACGGUUGGUCCAUGUUCAGUGCCUGGGGGGGCCUGGGUCUGACCCUGCUAGCUGGAUUUCUGUGCACCCUGGCUCCGUCACUACACAGCCCUCAGACCACCACUGUACACAAACCCCGGCAGGAGAACGGCAUGGUGUGACAAACUUAACAGAGAACUCCAGAAAUUUGAACACAUACCUGGCACAAGCUGGAAGACAGCUACCAUAUAAUUAUGUGCAUGUAUGUCACGGAACAAGAGACGGAAGGAUUUGAUAAAACAGAAGCACACACACUCACAAGCACAUGUACACAUCCAUCCUGCAGAGGUAAACCAGGCUCCUGUCUGUGCACCUUUUCAAAUCAUAACAACUGGGGGAGGUUUACAGUGAUGCUGAGCAGGGAAAAUAAGCAAUGGAAUGAUCCAGAAACAAAAAAGCCCUGAACUCGCUAUGUAUUUUUAAGUGACAUGAAUUUACAAAGAGCACAAAAAGCAAAAUAUAUCUACUCCCAAAAAUCUGUUACUGGGAUUACAUUUUAUUUAUUUUUAAGGUGCUCUCACUCCUUUUACUUCUCCCUUAUUUAUUUUUAUCUUCUCUCCUUGUCAAUCCAGCUCAGUCUGUCUCAAUAUGUCACCCUUUGUCACUUCCUUCCUUGUCUGUU
Molecule: messenger RNA, 1365 nt
Organism: Trichomycterus rosablanca
Lineage: Eukaryota; Metazoa; Chordata; Actinopteri; Siluriformes; Trichomycteridae
Gene: tmem276a
Product: transmembrane protein 276a
Exons: 4
Coding region: 5-865 (286 amino acids)
Cellular component (GO): membrane
Source: RefSeq, a predicted model, not a curated record